AUGCGCUCUCAGUCUCUUGUAAUGGCAGCCUUGGCCAACGGCGCCGUCGCCGCGAUUCCCACGGUCAGCAUCCCGCUGCACUACUACUAUGGCGGCGGUCACAAGAUCGCCACCAAUCUGGUCAACCCCAACUCCAACAAGUCGGUCGAGGUCGUCUUUGACCAAGGAUCUGAGAACUUCUGGGUUUUUGGGCCUAACGCCAUCAACAACUGGGGAUGCACGGGUUUCUUCUGCCCUGGCCAGUGCAACGCCACUGCUGAGCCGUUUUACGAUUACCCCAAUAGCCCUACAGCCAAGAAACCCGAACCGUUCCUCUCACAGUUCGCCUACGGCGCCUACACCAAGAUCGUGCAAGGCAAGGAGAGCGUCAAUGAUACGUUCCACUUUGCAUCGGAUUCUGGGUUGACCUCCAGCGUUGAGGGACGUGUUGCAAUCGCAGAGUACAUGCAGCAACGCCUGAUGGACGGGGGUAGCUGCAUCCCGGCGCCGUAUGAUCUCGGCAUCCUUGGUGUUGCGCCGUUCUACCGCACCGCUGAGUGGAACACUACCGGACCUCACCUCCGUCAGGAUCUCCUUGAGAGAGGCGAGAUCAGCGCUCCCGUCCAGAGCAUCUGGUUUGAUGAGGCUCCCGCUAACUGGGACGGUACUUUUACUGGUAACGCCGUCUUCGGUGCCAUUGACACGUCUAAGUACACUGGCGAACUUGUCAAGGUCCCUCCCGUCAAGAACGACCGUCUUGGGGCUUCAGUCGGCUACUUUGUCGCUCCACCCACUGUCAAGGUGAAGAAUGUCACCCUCGAUAACUCGGAUUUGAGCUCGCGCAGCUGUAUGAUAGAUUCUGGUACACAAAUCGACGACCUCCCCAUUAGCAACGACGCCCUCGAUGCGUUUUUCAGUGCUGCCGGUCUCACCCGGGAUCCCAUCGGUCAUGUUUCUUGGAACGGCAGCUGUGACUCGAUCCCUAAGGAUGUCACAAUUGACCUCGAGUUCGCUGGUGUCGACGGCAAGACGGUUACUAUCAAGAUUCCUCUGCGCAACUACGCCCGUAACGCCGCAGACCUGAGGCCCGAAUACUGCGUCCUUAACAUCGACACCGGUGGCUGCAUGCUCGGUGCACCUUUCGCCACUGCUGCGUUCUUCGCGGCAAAUGAUGCUGAGAACGAGAUUGCUUUGGCGCAGGGCGGUGUUUCUAAGAGGGGCAGCAAGCCCGAUGAUGCUGCGCUGUCUGUCACCAUCCCUUGA
Colletotrichum truncatum is the source of this 1242-nucleotide messenger RNA. RefSeq lists its product as uncharacterized. Gene Ontology annotation, biological process: proteolysis. NCBI's taxonomy places the organism in Eukaryota, Fungi, Ascomycota, Sordariomycetes, Glomerellales, Glomerellaceae. Gene Ontology annotation, molecular function: aspartic-type endopeptidase activity. The record is from RefSeq and is a predicted model, not a curated record.